UUCAGACGCCGACUGGAGGAAUGCGUGGCAAAACACGGCGUUUAUUUAGAUUUUUCAGACAGGAGAUCUCUCUCCUAACAAGUGCAUUGAGAUUUCUAGCAUGAAAGCUCCGUCCUGGAGCCAGUAGAGGCGUUAGAAAUGUCUCAGCAGCCGCGGUUUGUGCAGCUCUCCGCCGCUUCGAUCGCCGUAGUCUUCGGCCCGGACGAGGAGAGUUUGCGCGCCGGAGGAGUGAAACUUAAUGGCAACACUACCAGCGGCCAGGAGAUUUUUGCGGACUUUAAGGCGCAGAAUUUGCGUAGUUCAUGGAAUAAGAGACUCGUCAAAGCUGUAGCUGAAGUGUACUUUCAGGGAUGGAUGGAAAACUUGGUGCUUUUCAUUCAGGGGAACGCCAACAACUUGGAGGUGCUGAGAGAAGCGUGGAUGCGCAGAGCUCUGAGGUCACCAAAGGGAUUUAUCAUCAAAGCUGUCGGUGAUCUGUCCCCGGUGCAGAUGUCCCCUGUCCCCCAGUCCCAGUUCAUUCCCUUGGCCGAGGUGUUGUGCUCAGUCAUCUCCGAUAUGAACUCCUCUCAAAUCAUCGUCAACCAGGAAGCACUUAUCAAUUACAUGAGCAAAGCCCACCCAGGGAUAACCAUCCCUACUCAGGACAUCCUCUACAAUGCUCUAGGAACUCUGAUCAAAGAGCGCAAAAUUUACCAUACAGGCGAGGGCUACUUCAUCGUCACGCCUCAGACCUAUUUCAUCACCAACACCAUGGUCCGAGAGAAGAACUGGUGGACUUCUGGUUCAGCGGAUGACCAUCCCUCUCCACCUCCCAUUACGUACCUGUUGAGCAAUGACGCCUGUAUUGAGAACACUCAAACGCUGCCAGUGGCUCACUGCAAGUCUUGCAGUUGCUUCAGCCCUCUCCAAACUCCCGCUAAUAUUGCCUCCACCGCUGUAACAGCUACUAUCCCUCCCUCUACUGUCCCAGACCAACAUUCAGUUUCUUUUUCAAUCAGUGAAUGUACAGGCAAGAGCUUAAAGUGGCCCAGACCAUUAGAUCACAAACCUACAGUGCAGCAUCAGUCCACCUCCACAGCGGCAGAUUGUCAGGCGAGUGUAAUCAGCAAAACGACGGCCACAAGUAACGCCACUAGCCGCAAAGAAAAAGACACCAAGCCAGGGAGGAAGUUUGGUCUCAGUUUGUUUCGGAGGAAUGGCGGUAAAAAAGAGAAACCAAAGAAGGAGUAUGCAUCGUUUUCAGCCCAGUUCCCUCCAGAGGAGUGGCCAGUAAGAGACGAGGAGGACCUGAAUAACUUGCCCCGUGAUCUGGAGCAUGCAAUCAUCAAACGCAUCAACCCUGAACUGACUGUGGACAACUUGACGCGCCACACGGUCCUAAUGAAGAAGCUGGAGGAGAGGAGGGAGAGAGGGAUAGAGAGGGUGUUGGACAGGGUUAUUGAUAAAGAUGAUAAGGGAGUAGACAAGGGAAUGUCUACUGAGAUCCUUGCCUUCUCAAAACCCAGGCAUCAUCACUCCUCUAAGGCUGGGAAAAGGUCUGCUCAGAAGGCCUCUCGCAGCAAGAGGAGGGCACAUUCCUCCAGAGACAAGCAGAAGGAAAGAGAGAAGGAGCGGGCGAAGAGUAAGGCUCCCAUGUGUACGGAGGAUUAUCUAGAGGGGGAGGAUUUGAUCCCUGCACGGCUCAGAAGGGAAAUCCCUGUUGAUGAACCAGAUCAAGUGGAAGAAGGUGGAGCUGUUGAGGGGAAAUCUCUUUAUAAGAAGCGCAUCGAAAACCCUUUCCAGGCUCAUCCAAUCAAGGAACCUGAGCCUAUUAUUCAUGUCACCACAAACAAAGAGCCAAGAAGACGAGAGGUAAAAGAAAGCAAGGUUUCUGUACCAGGGAAGAAGGAUCGCUCAAAUCAUCGCUCAAAAUCGUGGGACCCACAUCGAGCCAAAACGAUCACAUUAGAUGUAGAGCAUGCAGUAACAUCCCCGACGUCUAAGGACAGGUACAACGUUAAUGCUGGUCAUGUGCUCCAAGCAGACACGAAACUCAACAUUGAGCUGCCACUGCAGUACAGUUCAGUUUACCCACAGAGCAGUACGCUCCGGAUAGAAGACAAGGUCCGACAUCAGAGGGACGAAAACAGCAAGGAGAGCUGGGAGAGAGAAGGAACCAAUUUACACGAGCCAGAAUACAACUGUGCACCAGACCACAGCCAAACUAAAGAUGAUAUCCUCUCUAACAUCCAACAAUACUCCAAUACCAAUGCCAUUCCCCCUACUCAUCCCUAUGAGCCUGUUGUAAAUCCCUCACAUGACCCAACCCUGCUCUGGCCAAAGCCCUCUUUACAGCGGAAACACUCCCUCAGACUGUCCAACCCACAAAGGGAAGAUGUUCAGAGGCCAGAGCUCUCUUCACAUCAGCCGGCCUGUGAAUCUACAGCCACACUGGAACAACAGGAGAUAAGAACCCUCACUAUCAGUGAUAGAGAGCAAAGGACCAUGGGAGAAAGGCCAGAACUGAUUGCUGACAGCGCAAUAACAGACACUGAUGGCUUUGCAGAAGACGACUUCAGGCUCUACCAGAGAGCAGAGGAGGAUGAUGAUGAUGAUGAUGAUGAUGAGGAUGCCUGCAGCUCCUUGUGUCUGAAUGAAGAGGAGAUUAUUGAGUCUGCAAAUGUGUUCCCGACAGGUCUAGCUGACUACCAAGGCCAUAAGGUGGUUGACCAGAACAAUGAGUAUGAUUUUCAAUACCAAAGACCCCAUCGUCACUUUUAUAAUUCCAACUUUCACCAAACACAAGUUGACUCCAAACAAGAUUCAAGGGAAAGCACAUUUAAAGAUUUAAUUCCCCAAGCAACUCAGAGGAAUUCUUCCCUCAGCCCCACCAGAUCUGAAGAGACCAUCUGGAGGGUCCAUCAUCGCCAUCAGAGGACUCGAUCACCGGGGUCCCAAAGGGAAUCUAGCCCCAGACUAGGUGCAUCGGUCCAGGGGGAGAGACGACAGGAGGUCAACCUUGAUUUGGAUUGUCCCGAACAGUCUGAAGUUGCAGACAGUAGCAUCUUUGACUACUGCCAGACCAGUGAGAUAGAAUCCGACAGCGAGACGGUCCGUAAGUCGGGUGAUGAGGGCGAUGGAGAAUCUGCUGACUGGGCGGCUGAGGUGCAGGAGGACGAUAUUGAUGAGACGGAUGUUCCUCAGACCCGCAGAGCUGUUCAGAGUCCGCCCAGUGGAGCCAGAGGGGUGGAGAUCGGGGAAGCGUUGGAAAUUGGGGAGAACCAGAGCAUCACGGGAGACAGUGGGAUAGAUUCUCCUCGGACCCGUGUCAGUUUGGCCUCCAGCAACACUGUCAUUCUGGAGGGUCUGAAGAGAAGAGGCUUUUUACAAAACUUGGAGAAACUCCAUUCCAAGAGCAGCGCCAUUCGCCCGCAGAGCUCACUGCUGCAGCUGACUCCUGUCAUGAACGUAUAGCAGACCUGAGUCCUCUGUCGUAGUUUUGUGUGGGAGCUGAUGGAUUUCUUGGCGUAGCUCAGUAUGAAAAGGCCUAAACCAAGCUUGACUCUCCAGUUCUAUGCAGCUGCUUGGUCAGAAAACAUUUCCAAAAAGGAAGGUUUGCACUUUGUUGCCUACCUUCACAUAUAAAUACCUUCUAAAACAGGGCUCUGUGUACAAAUGUAAGUAUAUAUAUUUCUUUUUGUAAAUAAUUUUAAAGGUAAUAUGCUAUGAUUUAUUCAUUUACAAACUACCUUGUGUAUGUCCGGUUAAUUUCAUGGUUUAUGAUAGCCUUUUCUUGUGAUACAAAUGUACAGUUUCCAUUGGUUAAAAUGUCUAUAAAAGAAAUAGCAUUUUCUAGCAUUUACUUAUUUCUUUGAUCAUGUAGCAAGUUACUACAAAUAAAAAUGUAUGUCAA
This is a messenger RNA of Trematomus bernacchii (emerald rockcod), 3892 nucleotides long. It is a transcript of the gene stox1, whose product is annotated as storkhead box 1. Lineage: Eukaryota; Metazoa; Chordata; Actinopteri; Perciformes; Nototheniidae. Gene Ontology annotation, cellular component: nucleus; cytoplasm. Bases 139 to 3453 code for a protein of 1104 amino acids. Gene Ontology annotation, molecular function: DNA-binding transcription activator activity, RNA polymerase II-specific; RNA polymerase II transcription regulatory region sequence-specific DNA binding. Gene Ontology annotation, biological process: positive regulation of transcription by RNA polymerase II. The transcript has 4 exons. The record is from RefSeq and is a predicted model, not a curated record.